Molecule: messenger RNA, 693 nt
Organism: Trichoderma breve
Lineage: Eukaryota; Fungi; Ascomycota; Sordariomycetes; Hypocreales; Hypocreaceae
Exons: 2
Coding region: 1-693 (230 amino acids)
Source: RefSeq, a predicted model, not a curated record
AUGGCUCGUUCACUCGCUCUCCUCGCCUUUGCUGGCGCUGCCAUGGCUGCCCAGACCACCACCGUGUCUCUUCUGCUGCCCUUUGCCGACCCUCAACCCUUGGUCGGCUCAGUCAUUGGUGUUGACAGCACGGCUACGACCUAUGCCUACGGAUGUGCUCCUGGAACUUCUGAAGACGAUUGCGGUUUUCCCAGCAGCGAGACUGUUACUCAGGGUCCAUCCACCUGGGCCUUUUCUAUGUCUUACUCUGCUGAAGGCAACUCAGUUUCCGAGGGUGGUACCUGCGUUCUCAACACUGCCAAGGACGCCGCUUCAUGCAGCAUGGCUUUCGCCCAAGUGACGGGCGGCAGCAUCUCUGCUACCGGCAGCAGUGGAGUUGAGGCCUUCCUCACUUUCCAGCUUCCUGUCACCAUCACCGCCGGUCUCGAAAAGCUCAAGGCCACUCCCGGCGCCUCGGCCACCGAUAGCUCAACCCCUGCCCCUACCAACACCGGCGCCUCCCAGGCUGCUCCUACAGGCUCUACAUCUACGACUCUCGCCAGGCAGACAUCCGCUGCAAGCACUGGUAACAGCACUCGUACCGCUUCUUCUACGGCCGGUCCCUCAAGCACCAAUGCUGCAGGCAUUGUAAACGCCCAGAACGGUGUGCUGGCUGGUGUUGCUGCCCUUGUUGGCGGUGUCAUGAUGUUGUAA